UGAAUACUUUCUGGUAAGCAUUUCCUAGCACCUCCCAGUUCAACACGCUGAGCAAUUUUCUCACGCAAAGAAACAAGUGUCAUCACAGCAUCACAAAGAGUAGAAGCUUAGAUUUGAUUUACCAGAGGAAGAUCCAUGGCCGAAAUACUAGGAUCUGCAGUUGCAGGCGAGUCUGUAAGCAGGAUUUUCGAUAUCCUAUCGGGUAACACUAGAGACCAUGGGAGCCCAGAAGACAACGCUGAGAGACUGGAGUUUGCAGUGCUGAAGAUCCACAGCGUUGUUGCCGUCUCUGAAGAUUGGCUGAUACUCCACCAGCCAUUGAUCAACUGGAGGGCGAGAUUAAAGCGUGUAGCCAAGGAAGGCGAUGACAUCUUGCGCGCUCACAGGAGGAGAUCCUCGGAUCGAAGGCAGAACGAGGGAGCUGCAAGGCAACAGGCUGCUUCUGUUCGUAAGCGGAUCACCCGAGCGGCGACGCGCUUCUUGCCUUUUCGCCGCGGGAAGGAGGAAGACGGUCCGAGCGACGCGACGGUGCGGAGGUUCGAGAGGCUGGCACACGUCGCCGAUGAGUUCUUCCGGUACGUCCAGUUUGGAGGCCGUCCGAGGAGCCUGAUGGUGUCCUUCAAAGUUCCCGUGGAGCCACUGAUUGCAGGAAAGACACUUGAGUUCUCCCAUCGGAUGGGCACCCGGGAUACCAUCCUCUUGCUUCAUCCAUGCGAUGGCGAAGCCGGCGGGCCGAAGGAGAUUGUUCUGUUCCUCUCCUACGACGACACUACGGUGUGGGAGAAGAAUUUGAAACUCUUUGUGGUGUUCCAGCUGCUUGAGAACAUCGACAUCUUGGACAUCAUCAUGUCUGCCUUGCAGCUCUUGCCUCCCCAAUUUGUUGCUGCCUGUGUGACCACAAGGGAUUUAGUCAAAGAGGUGCUACCACCGCAGGAAACGAGCUAUUUCGAAGCAUCGUCUGUGCCAAGGCGGUGCGCCUCCAUGGCAUGGUGGUGUCACCGUGAUUCCACGGACAGGAGAUGCCCUGCUGGUGACGGUAUGCGGCUGCCGUUGCCUAUAGUUCGAGUCGACGCCGUGUACUUCGCCAUGCCGCAGAAGGACUCGUCAGACACAUCUGCGAGCGACGGCCUGCCUCUCAGAUUGGUAUGUCAUAUCACUCCCUACCUUGUGCCCGAGAGGUACUCCGAGAACUACGAGCAGAUCGGGCAAGAAAGGCUACAGGAGCUAGAGCUGUUUCCAGAAGUGACGGCCCAAGGAACGCCUGCAUGCACAGGGAACUGGUGGUGUCCUCGUGCAUCCACGUUUUUGUCGGUGGAACCAGAGCUUUCGGUGCCGCCGCCGAAGCUGGAGCAGUUGUUCCUGAUGGAGAACUCCUGUAGAGCGGUGGAGUUCUCGCAGCAGUAGCAGAAGCAAUGUGCGGUAUAUUUCCCGAUCUUAGAUGUACAGCGGGGGAGUUCAGGGGCGGCGCGGAUCAGCUAAUGGGAAGGGUGUCCGACCUGGCGUGUUUCAUGGAAAAUGCUGCUUCUAAUGCAUCAGCUGCACCAACACCUGAUAGGUUGAUGAUCACGGAGGACUGAUCCAUUGGUUGCAAGAUGCAUUAGGAUUUGUUCGCUUUUGGCUGUGUGAGGGUUAGCUUGUUGGCUGUGGUGAUGUAAUGAACUUUCUCUCCUGUUGUGUGUUUCGAACCCUUCUGUAGCUAGGGGUAGGUUUUUUGCCUCGUUGUGUGGCUUUCGAUGCCGAGGCCAUACAGCGGGUUUUCCUACCAAAAAACUGCAUGUUCAUUCCCUUUUCUUUGUUUCCUUUUUAAUUGUUGUCGCAUCAAAAACAAGAACCUUGUAUUUCUGUUGAGAAAUUAAUGGAAAGGGGAGUGAUUCCAGGUUGAACAAAA
Molecule: messenger RNA, 1888 nt
Organism: Lolium perenne
Lineage: Eukaryota; Viridiplantae; Streptophyta; Magnoliopsida; Poales; Poaceae
Source: RefSeq, a predicted model, not a curated record